Messenger RNA from Sphaerodactylus townsendi, 1180 nucleotides. Its product is annotated as prostaglandin reductase 1-like. Gene Ontology annotation, molecular function: 2-alkenal reductase [NAD(P)H] activity; 15-oxoprostaglandin 13-reductase [NAD(P)+] activity. The transcript is spliced from 10 exons. The record is from RefSeq and is a predicted model, not a curated record. Gene Ontology annotation, biological process: prostaglandin metabolic process. Bases 128 to 1117 code for a protein of 329 amino acids. NCBI's taxonomy places the organism in Eukaryota, Metazoa, Chordata, Lepidosauria, Squamata, Sphaerodactylidae. Gene Ontology annotation, cellular component: cytoplasm.
AGUGGAUGCAGGAAGUCCUCUCCAAACUCAGUAGAAGUGUAGCAGAGCAACUUUGCUUUCCUGGCUGCCUGGCUGAAUCCACGGACUGUUGCACAAACAGGCUAGAGGUAAUCAGAGAUUUUGAAAGAUGGUGUGGACAGCAUUUUGGAUUAUGAAGAAGCAGUUUGAGGGCUACCCUAAACUAAGCGAUUUUGAGCUCCAAGAGGCAGAAUUACCACCACUAAACAAUGGAGAUGUGCUGCUCGAAUCUGUAUUCUUCAGUGUUGACCCAUACAUGAGAGCCUACAGCAAGAGAAUGAUGAAGGAAGGGGAUAUAAUGUUAGGAAGCCAAGUGGCAAGGGUUGCGGAAAGCAAGAAUUCUGAAUUUCCUGUAGGAACCUUUGUUGUGUCUGCCGCAGGCUGGAUAACUUACUUUGUCUCCAAUGGCAAAGAUUUACAGCGAAUGAUCCCUGACUGGCCAAAUGAGCUUCCCAGAUCUCUGGCCCUUGGAACAAUUGGCCCGCCUGGGCUUACUGCAUAUUUUGGCCUUUUUGAUGUUUGCAAGCUUAAACCAGGGGAGACUGUACUGAUCAACUCAGCCGCUGGUGCUGUGGGCAGCGUGGCUGGGCAGAUUGCCAAAAUAGCAGGUUGCAAAGUGGUUGGCAGUGCAGGCUCAGAUAAAAAAGUGGCCUUUCUAAAAAAUCUUGGCUUUGAUGUUGCCUUUAACUACAAGACUGUGGGAUCCCUGGAGCAAACUCUGAAAGAAGCAUCUCCAGAUGGCUACGAUUGCUACUUUGAUAACGUAGGAGGUGCGUUUAGCAGCGUUGCUGUGGAGCAGAUGAAGACAUACGGGAGAAUUGCGGUGUGUGGUGCUAUUUCGUUGUACAGUGACAAGGAGCCCCAAAAAGGUCCUUACAUCCAGCUUGCUGUGCUCUUUAAACAGCUUCGCAUGGAAGGCUUCCUGGAAGCACGGUGGCAAAACCAUGAGGAAAUAGGUCAGAAAGCUCUGUUGAAAUGGUUCAUGCAGGAAAAAAUUAAGUGGCGUGAACAUAUCACAGAAGGAUUUGAGAAUAUGCCGGCAGCAUUCCUAGGAAUGUUAAGGGGAGACAAUUUUGGGAAGGCAAUCAUAAAAGUGUGAAAGGCACAUGACUCCCCCCGCCAAGAAAUUUAGCACACUGAAUUCCUGCCCGCAUCUUCUUUA